Molecule: messenger RNA, 1226 nt
Organism: Orbicella faveolata
Lineage: Eukaryota; Metazoa; Cnidaria; Anthozoa; Scleractinia; Merulinidae
Source: RefSeq, a predicted model, not a curated record
UUUCAUCUCUGUUUUCACAGGAGACACAUGAUAGUUCAGCAGUGAGUGCAGACGUCCUGACUCAACAGACACAAUGAGGACCCUUAGAGCAGCGACGCCGAUUCCUCUGCCUUCACAUUACGAUGAAGCGGUUUGUCCAGAAAUUUUGCCUUCAAGGAGAUCAAGUAUGGCUUCCACUACGACUCAUCUGCCUACGUUGUGCGAGGGUUCGUUGGACUGUAACAUGUUGUCAAGAUUUGUGCCACCCGCAUUUUCACCGUCAGAACUGGGAAAAACAGAGAUAAUAGCGCUUGUAGGAUCGCCUUCUCAUCCCAGAAGAGGACAGCUGUUUAAGUCAGCUUCAGAGAGAAAAACGAGAUCUCAACAGAACAAUCUCUUUCCAGACUUGAGCAGGAGAGAAAUAGCUAAAGAAAACGUUGAUCCCGACAAAAUGCCGGCGGAAUGGGUGAAAAGACUCCGACGGCCCCAGCAAUACGAACUGACAAGAACAGUGUCGAAUCCAGUCAUUUCUAAAACGAGAAAUUCUACGCUGGGUGCUAAGACGUCGAGCCCUCCAAAUUCUAAAAGUUUACCACGACUUAACAGUACCGAACCCUCAAGAACGAUCACCGAAAAUGAACAUUCUGCAGAGCUAAGAAGACACAUCCAACAAGAAAAUAUGGACUAUGAUAUCUUAUCGACCAAAGCUGUCAUCUUAGAACGCUUUCUGAAUAGUCAGAAAUAAGCGCACAUUGAAUGUGUCUUAUGUUUAUAUUUUAAAGCAUUGGAUUGCCAUUGCAUAACUAAUAAUGUAGUAACCGUUCAAAUGUCAGACUAAGGUCAGAUUCAACUUAUGCAACAUCACAACAUUGUUAUAUAACAAAUCUCGUGAUCGCAAAUUAAUUUAUUUGAGGAGAAAAAGUUCUCACCGCCUUGAGCGCAUCAGAAGCGCAAUGAGACGAGAUAGUGAAAAGAAAAUUAUUGAUUGCGCCGGUUCGCAAACAAACAAACGCCACGGGAACAAAAAAACUGGUAUAUUUUCAAUCAAUUUUGCUAAGUUUUGUAAUCAGAGGGAACUAGUGUCUCUGAAAUGACCCAAGUUGGUUGUAAUUCUGUUGGCGUUUUGCCUAGAGAGCAAGAGCGCUUUAUAAAUUGGAUUUUAUCGGCUGUAUUAUAUUAUUAAUUGCAAAUUAUUGAAAAAAAAAUAUCUGUAAAUAUUUCAAUAAACUUUGAAGCCUUUAAAGUGA